Melitaea cinxia (Glanville fritillary) is the source of this 2163-nucleotide messenger RNA. Its product is annotated as E3 ubiquitin-protein ligase COP1-like. Gene Ontology annotation, biological process: proteasome-mediated ubiquitin-dependent protein catabolic process. NCBI's taxonomy places the organism in Eukaryota, Metazoa, Arthropoda, Insecta, Lepidoptera, Nymphalidae. Bases 1 to 2163 code for a protein of 720 amino acids. The record is from RefSeq and is a predicted model, not a curated record. Gene Ontology annotation, molecular function: ubiquitin protein ligase activity; protein binding. The transcript has 7 exons.
AUGUCGGGAGCCGCUGCCAGCGGGGCUAGUAGCGCGGCCUCGGCGUUGGGCGGUCUGGGCGGUUCUCUAGAAGACAAAGACUGCGAUCUUCUCUGCCCGGUCUGCUUCGAGCUCAUAGACGAGGCCUACGUAACUCGAUGCGGCCACUCCUUUUGCUACGCUUGCAUCGCAAAAUCAGUGGAACUCCAUCGACGCUGUCCAAAAUGUGGAGCAGCGUUAGCCGGACGAGAUCACUACUUCCCCAACUUCCUGCUAAACGAAUUAGUGGCAAGGAGAAGAUUGAGGUCAAGACCCCAAGUGGUCAGUGGACCAGUGGCGGCUUCACCAGGUCCGGACGCGGAGCGUCUUAGAGCCCUUCUAGCAUCCGAGGCUAGGCAUCUAGCGUUGCCUGAUGUGGAAGGGAUGUUGGACGUUUUGACGAGAAGGAAGAGGUUGUUGGAGGCGGAGUCGGCCGCUGCUCAUCACAGGCUGUUGUAUGAGUUUCUGGCGCAGUUGUUGAGACAUAGGACGCACCAGUUGGAACAGUUGUCGCGUGAAGCCGCGCUGGUGAAAAAGGACAUGGAACACGUAGCCGGAGUGCUACGGGAUCUGCGAUCUGGUGCUACUGAGCUAGGGCGGCUACCUUCACCCUCGGAGCCGCCUUCGCUAUCAGGCUCUGUCAGGGAUGUCCGCCCUAGACUGGGAGAACUUGGGGAGACCGCACCCAGGAGCCCACCAGCUGAGGAGGAAGAGAGUUUCGCGAGCACUGGUGGAGGUACGGGAGAUGCUUUGGCGGCGCGGUGGAGACGCCUCACAGCGCACUUUGAUGACUUUGUACAGUGCUACUUCGCGCACCGCGCCGACGAGCUGUACUUCCCGGGCUCGGGCUCCGCCACGCCGGCGCCCCCGGGCCCCCCGGGGCCCCCGCCCGCGCCGCCCGCGGGCGCCGCGCGCGGGGCCGCGCUCGCCGACCCCGUGCCGCAGCAGGCUUCCGCCCCCGAGACCAGGGCCUCCAGCGCUGCAGGGGACCAGCGCGCUCCGGAGGGCGACCCGCCCCCCAGCAGUGCGACCGUGCCCCCUGCCCCUCCAGUUUCAGGAGGGCCCCCCGCCCCUCCAGUGUCCGGGGGGCCCCCCGGCGGCGGAGAGGGCUUUGGAGGGCUGGAGGCCUUCCGCGAGGACCUCGCCGCCUUCACCCGCUACAGGGCGCUCCGCCCUCUUGCCACGCUGUCUUACUGCAGCGACGCCAUCAACUACUCCACCAUCGUGUCCACCAUAGAGUUCGAUAAGGACGAUGAGUUCUUCGCUAUCGCUGGAGUAACGAAGCGUAUCAAGGUAUUCGAGUUUGAAGCGGUGGUCCGAGACGCGGUAGACGUUCACUACCCGGUCGCAGAGAUGCAGUGCUCGCACAAGAUAUCGUGUGUAUCGUGGAACGCGUACCACAAGAACGUACUCGCCUCCUCCGACUACGAGGGUACUGUGAGCGUUUGGGACGCGGGGGCGGGGGUUCGAACCCGCGCGCUACAAGAACACGACAAACGCGCCUGGUCCGUACACUUCAACCGGGCCGAUGUACACUUACUAGCCUCGGGGUCCGACGAUGCCCGUGUUAAGCUAUGGUCUCUAAACGCGGAACGCUCUGUGGCUACUUUGGAAGCUAAAUUCAACGUAUGCUGUGUUAGAUUCAACCCGCGAUCCUCCUGCCAUCUAGCUUUCGGAUCGGCGGACCACUGUGUACACUAUUACGAUUUAAGAGCCCCGCGUGCCCCGCUGGCUGUGUUCCGGGAUCAUCGGAAAGCCGUGUCCUAUGUUAAGUUUGUGGACGCCCGUACGCUGGUAUCGGCCUCGACGGAUUCUCAGCUGAAGCUAUGGAGAGUUGAGUCGCCUCGCUGCGUGAGAAGUUUCACGGGACACGCGAAUGAAAAGAAUUUUGUUGGAUUAGCGACGGACGGGCGCUAUGUGGCUUGCGGGUCGGAGAAUAAUGCUCUGUAUGUUUAUUAUACGGGGUUAUCGAGACCGCUGUUGGCAUACAGGUUCGAUGCCGUGCGGGGAUUUUUGGAGAGGGAACGGAGAGACGAGGAACCGGCUGAGUUUGUGUCAGCGGUGUGCUGGCGACGAUCCGCAGACCGGCCCGCGUUACUAGCAGCUAAUAGCCAGGGAACCAUUAAGGUGUUGGAGCUGGUGUAG